Molecule: messenger RNA, 5975 nt
Organism: Seriola aureovittata
Lineage: Eukaryota; Metazoa; Chordata; Actinopteri; Carangiformes; Carangidae
Exons: 5
Coding region: 2251-4656 (801 amino acids)
Biological process (GO): protein homooligomerization
Molecular function (GO): protein binding
Source: RefSeq, a predicted model, not a curated record
CCCACAGGACCUAUAAAUCACUGUUGAACAAUAAAUAACUGGUAACACUUUUAUGCUGUGACAGUAGUGUGGUAAAGGUUUAGUUAGGUUUAGGCACAAAAACAAAUCGGUUGAGAUGAGAGGUCCUGUGUCAUCAUGGUUACAAUGAUAAACACAUGGUUAAGGUUACAGAAUGGUCAUGGUUAAAGGAAACUGUAUGUAGAAACAAACAGCUGUCUCCUGUGUUAGAGUCCAGUGUUUAGUUGACCUGUAAAAAUGUUGCUUUGGGGCAUUUGCUGAAAUGACUGAUGACUGAUGAUGACGCAGCUGUUAUACAAAGCUUCUUGCACCAAGCAUCAACCUCUGGGGCUGAAAAAUGAAGCCAACACUACAGUCCCAAAAACUGCAGUUCCUCUAAUCACCACCAGAGUCAAUUUAGGUAACUUCCUCCUUCAUUACAAAUGUUUAUAUAUAAUUCACCUGUUUACAUUUUAUUAAGGCUUAAAGUUAUGUAUACUUGUGAGCGUGGCCUCUUUGAGUGACAGGUGGGUGUCGUCACAGUCCUCCGUCUGUUUAGCAUCCCCUUUGCUUAUUCAGUCAGUGAACGUGACCUCUCGAUGUUUUUGGUGUUGGUUCUUAUGGAGGUUUCUUCAUGUAAAUAUCACAGAUAUUUUGACUUGUUGGUUAGCUGACUAACAGAACACGAGGAAGUCUGUGCUCCUGCUUUUAGAGGUGAGUGAAAUUCUGGUAUUAUUCCAUUUAUAUGUUAGCACUAAUUAGCAGGUAUGGUCUGCAUUCAUACUAGGCUUGUUAGCUUAACCUUUCAGGCUAAUUAGCCGACGAAUGAAUUAGCCUUGGGUUAGCCUUCGAGCAAGAUGACCAGUUGUGCUAACAAUGCCAACAGGUUCUUAUGCUUCCCACAGUUAUCAAACCAGCAUCAUGCACCGAAGUCUCAGCUCCACACAUGCCCUGCCUCUUUAUAGCCGUGGUCUACAGGAGAAACCAGUGGGUGAUGUCAUGGAUGCUAUGUCCAUCUUUAUUUACAGUAUGUGGCUUUCACAGAUGACCUAAGGGGUUGUCUUUUAUAAGAAGACAGUGGAGAGUUAAAGUGUUACUCCACCAAUUUAGUAAUACCCCUUCAUUAAACAGGGGGACUGAAGAAUCAAAAGUGGUUCAGAGUUCACUGUUGAUCUUAGAAACAGAAGUUGAGAUCAAGUGAUGCACCUUUGUAACACAGGCUGUUAAACAUGUGUUAAGGCAGUCCACAUGCAGAAGCUCCUGCAGAGCCACAGAACAAAUCAAUCACCUGUUUCCACAGGCUGAGUAGAAGCCUGCUGAUGGUGGUGGGUAACUUUGUCAGAGGUUCUUUGCAUUUUCAUGAUGACCCUGAGCAGUUGUUGUUGUAAUGUAAGUAAUUCAUGCACAACUUCAGAAAUGUCUUACUCCACUUAAUUGACUAGUUCAUUUUUAAAUCAUUUACAAAUCUGUGAGUCAACAGCAUGUUUCCUGUUAGCUCUCUCUUGACAUUAGAAUUUUAAUUUUACACAUAUGAAGAGAGACUCAUUGAUGAUUAGUGAUGUGAAAAAUUAAUAUACAAAUACGAGAAAUCUUCCAGGCUUGGCUGGACCAUUGUAUUGUUAAUGCUCCUCUACUAAUACUACCCCACCACCACUUAUUAUUUAUUACACAACUAGUACAGUAAGUGCAUUUUUCAUUAUAUUUGCUUGUUGUGGUUAGAACAGUAUGUGAACGGUGAUUGUGUUUGUACUCUUGCAUAGUUCAACUAUUUAUGUACACACACACAUACAGUGUGCAUGCUCACACAAACGCACACAAAAUCCAAGAUAAUGCUAAUAAUGCUAUAAAUAAAGAAAUAGCAGCUCCUACACACAACUAUUAAAACAAGCAAAAAAGACUAAAUACACACUGAUUUGUCAUAAUGAUUACACACACUCAGGAUAUUAUUUGUCAGUGUGGUGUAAAAGUGAAAAUAAAGGGCUUUUAUUUGGCACAUGAUGAUCCUGGAGGUCACAGUCCUGCAGUCCUCUCAUCCACCACAUCACUGCUCUGCUGCUGGUCCCAUAUGCAGUCCAAUACUGCAGCCUUCUGACAAGGAGCGCGCUUCCAAAUUUACCCUCCCGCUGCGCUCGCUCCCUGUACCUUAAAAAAGCGCGUGCACGGUUGAAGGUCACUUAAACACAAAAGGCUUUCAGCGCUGCGGUCCAAUAUAGCGCAUGCGCGCUGCCGGAGGACUGCUUCACAGACCGCAAUAUGGCGAGAAUGCCUGCCAGCGGAGACACAGAGCAGGAACAGAUGAGCUGCCCCGAGAAGAAGAGGGAUGAGGAUGACGAGGAGGAAGAUGAAGAUGAGAUCCAGGAGGUCCAGAUCACCGGGGAGUCGGAGGAUGAGGAGUCCGACAGAGAUGGUGUGGAGCUUGAGUGGGAGUCGGGGAGUACAUUGCUGGAAUCCAGCGGUUCUGCCGCGGAAUCACAAGCGGUCGUUAUGGGGAGUAUGGACCGAGAAGAGGAGGAGGAGGAGGAGCAGGAGGCGGACACCUUCAGCAGCAGCAUCCCUGCUGGGCUGGAGUCUCACCUGGAGGGAGAUCUUCAGCGCUCAGAGCGGAACAGGCUGAGCGAGAACACCCGCCUGGCCACCCGGUAUGCGGUGAGGAUCUUCAGGGAGUACCUCAGCGAGAAAGCCCAAAGUCCAGACUUUGAAACUCUGGACAAGGAGGCACUCUGCGCGGUGCUGCGCUCCUUUUACUCGGAGGCGCGCUCUAAAAGUGGACAGUUGUACAGCAAGUCGUCCCUCAUCAGCAUCCGGAGCUCACUGAACCGGUACCUGAACGAGCCGCCCUACUGCCGCACCUUGGACCUCACCAAGGACCCCGAGCUGCGCAGUGCCAACCUGACCCUGGCCGCGGUCAUACGGAGGCUGGAGGAGCAAGGCGCCGGUCCCGUGGUGCAGAAACAAGCCAUCACGCGCUCGGACCUGAGGAAACUGUACGAGUCCUCCGUGUUAAACACCGGCACGCCGUUUGGGCUGCUAAACAAAGUCUGGUUCGAGACCUGUAUGUAUUUCUGUACCAGGGGACGGGAGAAUCAGCGGGAGCUGGAAGAAGACUCGUUCGGCCUGGCAGUGGAUGAGGACGGGCGAAAGUUUGUGUAUUUCAAAGCUCUGGGACCGUACCACAAGUCCCGCUCCGCCGCCUGGACCAAGAAGCGUCCGGACUCAGAAGAGGACACCUUGCCGCGGAUGUACGAGACGGGCACGGAGCAGUGUCCGUACGCCAGCUUCGUCCGGUACGUGUCCAAACGGAACCCGCUGUGCAGGGCGUUCUUCCAGCGGCCCCGGGACCACUGCUGCGCGAGCGACGUGACUUGGUAUGAGAACAAAGCGAUCGGUAAGAACCUGUUGGGUACGAGGAUGCAGAUGUUGUCGCGCGCCUCCAAGCUCUCCAAGACUUAUACUAACCACUGCAUCGGCGCCGUCUCCAUAGCAACGCUAAAUAGCAUCGUGGGCGCCGCGGGCUCUAGGCCUAAGACGCUUUACGUUGCCUCGGAAACGGUCAACGGUCACGCGCAAUCCCACCUCCAGCUUGUGAUCCCGUACCUGCGCCGGGUCACGGACUCUGGGGAUCUGAAACCGCAGCGGACAACAAUCGCAGCUGCAGCGACAACAACAACAAACUCAGAAUCAACAACAACAGCAGCAGCGAGGGGAGGCAGCAGAGAGGAGCAAGCGGGGGCUCCGCGCGCCAAGAAGCUGUGCGUGCGCCCCGGGACACGCGCAGAGUCUCCUGUGGAGCGGAACGAGAGCGAGUCAGCGUCGGCGAGAGCUACGGAGUCACAUCCACAGCCUGCCGUCAGGUUGUCCGCCACACAGGACAGCUCUGGCAGUAGCAGCAGCAUGUCCAGCCAGCAGCUGGUCUCUGUGCCUCCAGUGUCUCCUCUGGGCUCUGCCGGCAUCCCCACACCAGCCCAGCUCACCAAAACCAACGCACCUGUCCACAUCGAUGUAGGAGGUCACAUGUACACCAGCAGCCUGGCCACCCUCACCAAGUACCCUGAGUCACGGAUCGGCCGUCUCUUUGAUGGAACAGAACCCAUAGUGCUGGACAGUCUGAAGCAGCACUACUUCAUCGAUCGAGAUGGCCACAUGUUCCGCUACAUACUCAACUUUCUCAGGACUUCAAAACUCCUCAUCCCUGAUGACUUCAAAGAAUACUCCCUGCUGUAUGAAGAGGCCAGGUUCUUCCAGCUGGCCCCUCUGCAGGCCGAGUUGGAGCGCUGGAGGAUUGAGCGGGAAUGUGGGAGUGUGUGUCAGGAGUGUGAGUGUGUUGUGGUUCAUGUGGCUCCGGAGCUUGGGGAGAGGAUCAGUGUGAGCGCCCACCGGGACAUCAUUGAGGAAGUUUUCCCUGAGGUCAGAGACAUCAUGUCCAGUUCCCUGAAAAGCAGCUGCAACCAGGACUCGACACACAUCAUUUGCUUCCCGCUCAACGGCUACUGCCACCUCAACUCUGUGCAGGUGUUGGAGAGGUUACAGCUCAGAGGCUUCCGGAUCACAGCUUCCUGUGGCGGCGGAGUGGACUCUUCUCAGUUCAGUGAAUACAUCCUACAGAGGGAGAGCCAACACCCCCCUACACUCACAAUGAUCAAACAGGAAGUCAUGGACUGACCUCAGAGGAGCUCAACCCAGUCUAACACAUUACCACAGCUUCACUUCAGCAGGACAGACAUCAAGAAAGAGAACACACAUGAACACUGAAUCUUCUGUGAUACUUCACCUUCACGUCAUUACAGUAAUAAUAGAUCCAUCAGAGCAGACACUGUAGGAGAUCAUGGGAAGUGUAUUCGUUCUCGCAUGUCUGUUGAUAUGAAACAGACGUCAGUAUUUAGGGCUGAACAGUGUGGAUAAACUCUUUUAUACAGUAUGAAUAAAAACAGACAUAUUCAGAACAAUACAGAUACUUCCACUGACUGACUACUGUAUGGUUUCAGUUGGUCGAACUAAUGAAAACUGUAGAAAAUGAUCUACUCAUUAAAGUAAAAUCCAUUGAAUUAAAUACCUGACAAAGGCGCUUCAUGACACUGAUGUUAGCAUCCACUAAAACAGUCCUGCUCAGUUACUCCCAGCAGGGCCAACAUUGGAGGUCUUCCAGGCACGUCCACCUGGUAGACCACGGGUAGACCACUGGUAGGGGGCCUCAGGGUAGACCCAGAACAUGCUCCAUCUGGUCUGGGAAUGCCUCUGGAUCGUAAUUCACAUGGAAUUAUUACUCGUCUGUCAGGAGUUCUGCUGACUAUGGUUCAUUUAAAAAAGGUAAUGAUAAAUGACAUAUUUAGAGUUUGAGUUUAGAUUUCAAUAACACAUGCCAAUUUGACAUGCCAUGGAUCCACAUCAGAGAGCAGCGAACUGCUCUGACUCCUCAGCAUCUCCUCCUCUGUCGGACUCAUCAACAGCACAAAAUACUGUUUACCUGUUUAAGAGGUCUACAGGCCAGGUCAAAGACUCCUGUUUGUAAUGAACUGUAUAUGUUGAAUGCAGCUUUGAAUAAGUUGCAGUGUAUAAAUCAUGAGGUGUGAGCCUCAUUUGCAUGGACUGUUUGUAUACUUGCAGAAACCAUCAAUUACUUUUACCUGGAUGUUUGCAUUUGGUAAAGUAAGACAUUUGAGCACAAACACUGAGUUCUCUGUGAAAAAUAACUGAUUCAUUUCAGCCUUAAUUCAAUUUUUGGUAUGGGUUAGCUUUAUUGUAGAAGCACAUUUUCUCUCCUCAUCCUGUCGGAAAAAUAAAGGCAGAGGAAGAAUCUGCACAGGUAGGAUCUGAAUGUAUUUUCCAUGUAAACUGAUAUAUUUUCGAAAUAUGUUUUAUUGGUUGAAGGUUAGCGUCAUGGAACAGCAACGCCAGCAGCAUUGUUUAUUUCUAUAUCAUGUUUUGGCAUAAUUAUAAAUUACUGUAAAAUAAUUUCAUGAUGAAUAAACAGGAACUCAAAC